CGGCGUCGAUUGUCGCGGUAAAUUGGUACAGUGAAAUAUUCUCGUAUGGGUUAUAGUUUUAUUCAUAUUUGAUUCAUUCAGAAUAUGAAGAAAGUCAAACCGCUGCUACACGACCAUCAUUUAAUCAACCGUGUCAAGCAGUAUCUUGAAGAGCAUGUUGAUGAAACCUACUUGGAUAUUAAAUUAAUGACCAGAGAGUUGAUGCGCAAAUAUCCAGAAUAUUAUCGUCGUAAAUUUGUUCCAUUUCGUCAACUUGUACAACAAGCAUUUGAAAUUGUUUCGCAGAGCUACGGAGUAAAUAAGCCUACUACAUCGGACGAGGAUUCGCUCUCAGAGGACGACGAAACACCUAGCAACAACAUAAUGAGUAACAUGAUGAACAGUCUGUAUGCUCAAAGGACACCCUUCUCAAAUCCAAAGCCUUCGUCUGAGCCUAUUGACAUAUCUAGCGGUGACGAGGACGAUGACGCUUCACCUAAAAGCACAUCGAAUGGUGCCUCGGCUGGUGGGGAAAAUUCCAGUUCAAAUACGCUGAAGCGCUUAUUGGAUUCGCCCCCACAUUCGGGUGUGAAAAAAUCAAAAAUGGCUGCAAAUCAAGGCAUGUCCCAAUCACCACGUAAAGAAAAUAUCGGAAGCACUCCCACCUCUGUUCCCGCAGCAACGAACACAAAGAAAAACAAGGUGCCUGGCAACAACAACAGGUUCGACAUCAGGGAUUGUGCUCGGAACAAGAGGCACGAGAUUCCACAAGCGUAUAAUAUGCGAGAAUAUAAUGAUCGGAUGCCAAUGCGCUCGGUACGUAAAUACAAAAAGGAACUGGAGGUGCUUCAAAUGAGCGAAAGUUUCCGCGAUAUAGGCGGAAUGGAUAGUACACUAAAAGAACUUUGCGAGAUGCUCAUACACAUAAAAUCGCCCGAAUUCUAUUUCCAACUGGGUCUGUUGCCCUCACGCGGUCUACUGCUACAUGGACCACCAGGUUGCGGUAAAACAUUUUUGGCACGUGCCGUAGCCGGGCAACUUAAACUGCCGCUGCUUGAGGUGCCUGCUACUGAGCUAAUUGCGGGAAUAUCCGGCGAGUCUGAAGAACGCAUACGCGAUGUUUUCGAUCAGGCUGUUGAUAAUUCCCCAUGCGUGCUCUUUAUCGAUGAGAUUGAUGCUAUUGGCGGCAAUCGUCAGUGGGCUUCUAAGGACAUGGAACGUCGGAUUGUCUCACAGUUAAUUAGCAGCCUGGAUAAUUUGAAGACGACCGAAUUCGGACAGUCGGUUUUGGUGAUUGCAGCCACCACGCGCCCUGAUAAUCUUGAUCCAGGACUGCGUCGCAUUGGACGUUUUGAUCAUGAGAUCGCCAUACACAUACCAACACGUAAAGAGCGUCGCGAGAUUUUGCGUAUACAAUGUGAGGGUUUGACGAUUGACUCAAAAUUCAACUAUGAUAAGGUUGCCGAAUUGACACCCGGCUACGUGGGCGCUGAUCUCUUGGCCUUGGUCUCUCGUGCUGCUGCCAUUGCCGUCAAACGAAGGUCUAUGAAAAAGUUUCGGGAGUUACAUGCUGCCAACGAGCAGAAUAUGACGACAGUCACUCUUGACGACGAUGAGAAUGAGAGUGUAGCGGGCAAAGAGGCAACUGAGGCCACUGAUAAGCCGUCGAGUGCAGACAAGACCGAGGAAAAAACGAUUGAAAAGGUGGAGGUUGAAGCCGCUGGUGAUAAGUCUGAUGCCGACCAACCUGCUAAAGAAAAAACUGGCAAAGAGACAAUAAUGGAGGUCGACCCGCAGGUCGAAGAGAAGUCCACAGCUCAACAGUCUAGGCAGAAACAACUUCCGGAAGAUGAAUUCUAUGAGCCAACACUAGUCGAAUUGACAAACUUCUUAGAUAAUCCACCAGAGGAAUUUUCUGAUCCAAAUUUCUGCUUGACUCUCGAAGAUUUUAUUGACGCUAUUAAGGUCUUGCAGCCGUCAGCGAAACGUGAGGGUUUCAUAACCGUGCCGGAUAUCACAUGGGAUGAUAUUGGUUCUUUGCAAGACAUCCGCGAUGAGUUGAAGCUCGCGGUGCUUGCUCCUGUCAAGUUUCCAGAGAAAUUGGCUCAGCUGGGGCUCACAGCCCCAUCGGGCGUGCUUCUGUGUGGUCCGCCUGGUUGCGGCAAAACAUUACUGGCCAAGGCUAUUGCCAACGAGGCAGGUAUUAAUUUUAUAUCAGUCAAGGGUCCGGAAUUGAUGAAUAUGUAUGUGGGCGAAAGUGAACGUGCUGUGCGAGCUUGCUUCCAACGUGCCCGUAAUUCAGCACCUUGUGUCAUAUUUUUUGACGAGUUCGAUUCACUGUGCCCCAAGCGUUCUGAUAACGGUUCUGGUAGCUCGGGCACUCGUAUUGUCAAUCAGUUGCUUACUGAGAUGGAUGGCGUGGAGGAUCGUAAGGGUGUUUACAUUCUUGCAGCUACAAAUCGUCCGGAUAUAAUUGAUCCGGCUAUUUUACGUCCGGGUCGUUUAGAUACCAUACUUUAUGUGGGCUUGCCGAAGAAGGAAGAACGCGUUGAGAUACUAAAAGCCACUACAAAGAAUGGCAAGCGUCCCUUAUUGGCAGACGAUGUCGAUCUAAACAUAAUAGCAGCCCGAACGGAAGGCUAUACUGGUGCCGAUUUGGCUGGCUUAGUGAAACAGGCAUCCAUGUUUGCGCUGCGACAAUCCUUGAGCGAGCCCGAUGCUCAAUUGGAUAGCCUGUGCGUGCGGAAUCACCAUUUUGAAGAGGCUCUGAAACAGCUACGUCCUUCGGUUAACGAGCAGGAUCGCAAAGAGUAUGAAAGACUGCGUGUGAAAUUUGCUGCUCCGCGCGCGCCUUCCUUUGAGGCCAAAUGAGUUACAUUCGCUAAUAUCCCACACCGUUGAACUCGUUACUAGUUGUUUUAUCAUCUAGAAUAACCACCUUAAAUUUAAAAUCACAUAAGAAGGCGAAUUAAAUACCCAAAGCGAGAGCAUUUUGGGACCAACCCCCAAAA
Scaptodrosophila lebanonensis is the source of this 2990-nucleotide messenger RNA. RefSeq lists its product as uncharacterized. NCBI's taxonomy places the organism in Eukaryota, Metazoa, Arthropoda, Insecta, Diptera, Drosophilidae. Bases 85 to 2850 code for a protein of 921 amino acids. The record is from RefSeq and is a predicted model, not a curated record. The transcript is spliced from 7 exons. Gene Ontology annotation, molecular function: ATP binding; preribosome binding; ATP hydrolysis activity. Gene Ontology annotation, biological process: ribosome biogenesis. Gene Ontology annotation, cellular component: nucleus.